AUGACACUCGCUGCUCAUCUUCAACUAUCCAGGUCCAGGUUUCUGGUGUCGUUGCUCAUGAUGGAGUUGGUGCUUGGCUCAAGCUUUAUUGCAAACUCGACUUUGCCGUUGCCAGGAGCGCAACGGUUCAUCGCAGCUCCUGGGUUUCCGACCUCAGCCUUUGCGUCUUACUAUGAGUCGCCUGCCCUGCCAACUAGGGAACCUCAGCCCAUCAUCUACGAUCCUGUGCUGAAUUUCACGUUCCCAUACGAGUUGACUAACCCUGAUCUUAUUCCUGAAAGCCCGGAUGAACCUGUUUACCCACAACCACCAGUCAAUAUCCCAAAGAAAGAGAAACAUGCUCUGGUUGAGGCUGUCAAGGCCAACGUGAUGACAAUCCUGAAAUCCAAUGACCCAGAGAAUCGAUGCUCCAAGUGCAAACGAGUCUUGGCUGCGGCCAAACCUGCUGCUGUUUUUGCUCCAAAAUUGGUGCCAGAUGCUCUCAUUAGCAUAUGCAAGAACUCUAACUUCAAAUCUGGUGAGGCAUGCGAAGAGCAGUUCAAGCCACAAACAUUCGGUGCCAUCUGGACCCAAGUCCUUGCAUUGGCUGAUGUCAAUGCUCUUGACGGGCAAUACAUAUGCCAUUACCUAAAAUCUGACUUUUGCGAGCAACCAAAAACCGCGCCGUUGGAUAUAUCGGGACUUUUUCCGAAGCCCAAGCCCGCACAAGCACAGGCUCCAAAGGCUAGUGGAGAGCGUGUCAAGGUGCUUCACAUGUCAGAUUUUCACCUCGAUGCCCGAUAUGGAGUCAAUACGGAAGCCAAUUGCUCCUCGGGCCUAUGCUGCCGCAGCGACAAUCAUAAUGAUCAUUCAGAGGACCAUGUUCUCCUGCCGGCCUCCCCGUAUGGAGCCUUCAAAUGCGACACACCAUAUGAUCUGGGUCUAGCCGCUUUGCAGGCAGUGGGCGCUUUGACUGGCACUGGAAAGGGCUGUGAACAGGAGCCUCUGGCGUGGACUUUGUAUACUGGGGAUUUAGCCUCGCAUGACCCACAAUCUCAGAUGUCCCGGGAAUAUCUUGAGUAUGUUGAGACAAGCACUUUCGAUAUGUUCAAAACAUACCUAUCAGGUCCAGUAUUUUGUGCCCUUGGGAACCAUGACGCAAGCCCAGAAAACAUUGACUCUCCCCAUAUUCUUCCUGGACGCCUGGGUGAGCAGUCAUCUUGGAACUAUCAGCAUUUAGCUGGCCUAUGGCAACACGAAGGCUGGAUCAGUCCCGAGGCUGCAGAGGAGGCUCGCACACAUUAUGCUGGCUACUCAAUCAAGACUCACUAUGGAUUGCGUAUUAUCUCAUUUAAUACCGAUUUCUGGUACAAAUCCAACAUUCUCAAUAUGAUCAAUACCACCAACCCCGAUAACUCAGGUGUUUUCUCUUGGAUGAUCAAUGAGCUACAAACCGCAGAAGAUGAAAAGGAACGAGUCUGGAUCAUGGGACAUGUUCCCAGUGGUUGGGACGGUGUUAACCCAAUUCCGGACCCGACCAACCUCUUCUACCAGAUCAUGGACCGAUAUUCACCACAUGUUAUUGCUAAUAUAUUUUUCGGUCAUAACCAUGAAGACCAAUUCAUGAUUUUUUACGCCAAUAACGGCACUGUACAAAACGCAGAGAACGCCCUUGUAACGGGCUGGCUCGGUCCCAGCGUUACGCCGUUGACCAAUAUGAACAGUGGAUUCCGGCUUUAUGAGAUCGAUACCGGGGAUUUCAAUAUCUACGAGGCCUACACUUUCUUCAGUAAUGUGUCCGACUACGCUAGUCUUCGCGAAACCGGCCCGAUCUUCCAGUUGGAAUACUCCACUCGUGAGACAUAUGGCGCAGCCGCUGACUGGGAUGAAAAUGCGCCGCUAAACGCUACUUUCUGGCACCGUGUCACGGAAGCGAUGGAGAAUGAUCUCGAUUUGGUCACUCUACACAACUUUCUACAGGGCAAAAUGAGCGUGAAAAGCCCCGAGUGCAUUACGGCGGCUUGUCAGAAAGCCAAGAUCUGCUAUAUGCGUAGUGGCAGUGUCGCGUUGGGCGCUCAAUGUCCACAAGGGCAAGUACCCAAACAUGAAAUUAUUUCAUCCCUUCUCUGCUCCACCUCACUGACUCAGUAA
Molecule: messenger RNA, 2130 nt
Organism: Penicillium macrosclerotiorum
Lineage: Eukaryota; Fungi; Ascomycota; Eurotiomycetes; Eurotiales; Aspergillaceae
Product: PPN1 endopolyphosphatase family protein
Exons: 3
Coding region: 1-2130 (709 amino acids)
Molecular function (GO): hydrolase activity
Source: RefSeq, a predicted model, not a curated record